AUGAGAAGCCUUGCAGGGACACUUCCAGCAAUUUCCCCGGAUAAUCGCAUUGUACAAACUGUCUGCAAUUUUCCGUGCGGUUUUGCACCUCAGCAGCUGUCUUUUCACGGCGUGUCAACAAAUCUGUCCGAGACCAUUGCAACAGAGUUUGAUGAGCAACAGCACAUCAAAUUUGAUGAAGCCGCGUCAAAUUCAGGCAUUUCCCAGACCUCCUACGCACAAACUCUGUUCGAACGCGGUGACGGGAUUACUAUUCCACCUCUACCCAAAGAGGCAGCGGAUGGAAACGAAUUUGAGUGCCCGUAUUGUUUCUUCAUCGUCAUUAUACGGACCCAGCGCGAAUGGGCUCGUCAUAUUUUCAAUGACCUCAUGCCAUACAUAUGCGUAUUUCCCGAUUGUCCUACACCAAGCCUGCUCUAUGCCAGCCGCCGAGAAUGGUACCAUCACUUGCAGACCAAGCACUCAUUACAGUCCGAUCUGGAGACCAAGGUUGAUUGCCCCUUAUGUCGCGAGGGGGUACCAGGAAUUGGUCUUCAAAGGCAUCUCGGGCGCCAUUUAGAAGAGCUAGCGCUGUUUGCCAUACCGCGAACAAAUGAAGACGAGAAUUACAAUUCGAAUGCGUCAAAGCUGUCAGGUUCACAGGCCGGUGCUCGAUUUGGUGGCGAUGUAUCGGACGACGAAAUGUCGGAGAACGAAGAACGGUCGGAUACUACGCACUUCGACCCGGAGCCCCAGGCGGACUUGCCGCCGCCAGAGUCCUCGCACCGGACCAUCCUGAGUCACGUCAUGCAAUUACGAGAAUCGAGUUCCAGCAGUGAAUCUGGUGAGGAUUCAAAUAACGACAAUGAGUCCAUUCAGAUUAUGGUGGCACCUUCCACUUCGUCUCAAGAUGCAGCUGCAGAAGAGACAAGAGGUACUACAGGGAGGCUGGAUCUGGGAUAUCGACUUGGGGAAGAGCAAGAGGAAAAUGACAUGGUGAUGCACGCUCCAUCAGAAGAGUUUAUUCAUGCAUUAGAAAGUCUGCAAGAGGAGAUGCUGAACGGGUUGAGAAAUGACCUGAUGUUCAAUAUAUCAGAAGAUCAAGUACAGAUACCGCACAGCCUGCUUUCAAUCAUGACACUGAACGCCGAUAACCCUCUCAAAAAUGAGGAUUUCAUGAGAACAGACAUAGCACCGGAUAAUCAUUCACGGAUGGCAGAAUUCCGACUUGAAGGAACACCAGAAGGAGGAGAACAAGGAUGGCGGGUUUCGGGAGCUGCCGAAAGUGAAGUCAGCUACACGGAAGAGCAGAACAAUGAAACGCGACAAAAGAAGAGAGAGGAACCAAAUGGACCGGUGAUUACCACGUACAUCAAGCUACCUCCAGCCCGAGACUCUGAGAGCUUACAAUCUGCCAUGGGAACGAGACGAAACAUGGAUCUCCGAGGACUUUCAGGAAGAGCUCUUUGCACACACGCGACGCCUCCGCGAGGGCAGAUUACCUCAGGCCUCGAAUGUCGAGUCUCAGGACAAGAAGCCGGACAAACACUCGCCCCAGAGCAGCCGAGACCCAUUCCCAUCGCUGUGGCGAGUACCGCGGCCAAGAAGAAAAUCAUUUUAGAAAAUUGA
This is a messenger RNA of Rasamsonia emersonii CBS 393.64, 1608 nucleotides long. RefSeq lists its product as uncharacterized. The transcript is spliced from 6 exons. NCBI's taxonomy places the organism in Eukaryota, Fungi, Ascomycota, Eurotiomycetes, Eurotiales, Trichocomaceae. The coding region runs from base 1 to 1608 and encodes 535 amino acids. The record is from RefSeq and is a predicted model, not a curated record.